Molecule: messenger RNA, 942 nt
Organism: Abrus precatorius (Indian licorice)
Lineage: Eukaryota; Viridiplantae; Streptophyta; Magnoliopsida; Fabales; Fabaceae
Exons: 3
Coding region: 1-942 (313 amino acids)
Source: RefSeq, a predicted model, not a curated record
AUGCACACGAAAUCAGACUCAGAGGUCACCAGCAACAGCAUGGACCAGUCAUCGACGUCGCCGACGCGGUCUCCUCCCCGCCGUCCACUGUACUACGUUCAAAGCCCUUCAAAUCACGACGUUGAGAAAAUGUCUUACGGUUCGAGCCCUCUCGCUUCCCCUCACCACCAUUUCCAUUACUACCUCUCUUCCCCCAUUCACCACUCUCGCGAAUCCUCCACCUCUCGCUUCUCCGCUUCCCUCAAAAACCCCCGUCAUUUCUCCUCCUCCUGGAAGAAACUCCACCCCCACCCCGACGACGGCGUUCACCAUGACGACGACGACGAUGACGAGGACGCGCUUCACGACUCCAGUCGCAACGUCCGUUUGUACUUGUGCUUCUUCCUUCUCUUCGUUCUGCUUUUCACUCUCUUCUCUUUCAUUCUCUGGGGCGCCAGCAAGAGCUACAAGCCUCGAGUCAUAGUCAAGAGUAUAGUGUUUGAAAACUUAAAUGUACAAUCGGGGAACGAUGGAAGCGGAGUGGCAACAGAUAUGUUGUCGUUGAACUCAACGGUGAGAAUUUUGUACAGGAACACUGCCACGUUCUUUGGCGUUCACGUCACUUGUACCCCUCUUGAGCUUAGCUAUUACCAGCUUGCACUGGCCUCUGGGCAGAUGCAGGAGUUCUAUGAGUCGAGGAAGAGUCAGCGGAAGUUAGCGGUGGUAGUGUUAGGACACCAGGUUCCACUCUAUGGUGGGGUGUCAGUUCUUGGGAAUACUAAAGAGUAUAUGGAUAGUGUUGCAUUGCCACUGAACCUGACAUUUGCAGUGAGAUCAAGGGCUUUCAUCUUGGGAAGAUUGGUUAAAUCCAAAUUCUAUCGAAGAAUUAGAUGUUCUGUCACUUUGCAUGGCAACAAACUUGGAAAACGACUUAAUUUGACGGAUUCUUGUGUCUACAAAUGA